Molecule: messenger RNA, 298 nt
Organism: Vitrella brassicaformis
Lineage: Eukaryota; Vitrellaceae
Source: the annotation of a GenBank genome assembly
AUGGGCAUGCCCGUCCACCGAGCCGCUGAGGGGCGCCCACCGUAUGACGCCGUCUUCGACAUAUAUGGCGUGUCCGAGGGCGACAGGAAGAGCAGGCACGUGCUAUACGAGCGCCGGAUGCUCGUGGAGUGGGAGCAGCACUACAAGCGUAUCAUCGAGCGGCCGAGUCCCGUCGAGCAGCUGCGUGACGAGGGCGGCUUUGAGUGGGUGGGGCCGUGGCUUGACACCCUCAGCACCAUCCGCGAAAGAGAAGCCUGAGGCCGCGGCAGCAGGAGAGGGGCACGCUGGAGGAGAUCAG